Carassius gibelio (silver crucian carp) is the source of this 3344-nucleotide messenger RNA. RefSeq names its product frizzled-4. Gene Ontology annotation, biological process: retina vasculature morphogenesis in camera-type eye; canonical Wnt signaling pathway; non-canonical Wnt signaling pathway. The transcript is spliced from 2 exons. Gene Ontology annotation, molecular function: Wnt-protein binding; Wnt receptor activity. Gene Ontology annotation, cellular component: plasma membrane. NCBI's taxonomy places the organism in Eukaryota, Metazoa, Chordata, Actinopteri, Cypriniformes, Cyprinidae. The record is from RefSeq and is a predicted model, not a curated record. The coding region runs from base 279 to 1850 and encodes 523 amino acids.
GUCUAGACCUCAACCGGGCAGAACCCGCGCCACUGCGCCACGGACACACCGGAGCACGCAGAAGCCACGGACGGUCCCGAUAAGGAUUGUUAUUUGUACACAGGACUCUAAGGAAGCUCGUUAGGUUUAUUCCGGACCGGGACUAACGGGAAGACGGUGCCGUUUCACACUUUAACGGAUUCGCUCAAGUUUUGGCCAGGCGCGUCUAAACUCCGGUAAGCUCGUGCUGGAUUUCCGCGCUCCCGUGAAUCGGUGGGAUUUUUACCGAUAGUGUCAUCAUGACUCGGUUCGGCUCCGGGCUCGCGCUGCUGGCGCUCGCGUUUGGGCUCGCGCACGCGUUCGGGGACGAGGAGGAGAUGAGCUGCGACCCGAUCCGCAUCUCCAUGUGUCAGGAUCUCGGAUACAAUGUGACCAAGAUGCCGAACCUGGUGGGAAACGUGCUGCAGUCCGACGCCGAGCUGCAACUGACCACAUUCACACCGUUAAUACAGUACGGCUGCUCGAGCCAGCUGAAGUUCUUCUUAUGCUCUGUCUACGUUCCCAUGUGUACGGAGAAGGUCCCUAUCCCGAUCGGCCCGUGCGGCAGCAUGUGUUUGUCUGUAAAGAGGAAGUGUCUUCCGGUCCUGCAGGAUUUUGGUUUCGUUUGGCCGGAGCUCUUGAACUGCAGCUUGUUCCCGCCCACCAACGACCAGAACCACAUGUGCAUGGAGGGUCCGGGCGACGAGGACCCACCGUUCCACGCCGUCCGGCCGAUGCCGGCGCAGGAGGAGGAGUGCAUGGCGCUGGGUGCCGGCGUGGAGCAGUAUGCAUGGGUGAAGCGCAGUGGCAGCUGCUCGCUGCAGUGCGGAUACGACACAGGAUUGUACCGGCGACAGGCCAAAGUUUUUACCGACGUGUGGAUGGCAGUGUGGGCGGUUCUCUGCUUCAUCUCCACCACGUUCACCGUCCUGACCUUCCUAGUGGAUUCCUCGCGGUUUUCCUACCCGGAGCGACCUAUUAUUUUCCUCAGCAUGUGCUGCAAUAUUUACAGCGUGGCCUACAUCGUGCGGCUGACGGUCGGUCGCGAACGCAUCUCCUGCGACUUGGAAGAAGCGGCUGUGCCUGUGCUAGUGCAAGAAGGCUUGAAGAACACAGGCUGUGCCAUAGUCUUCCUCCUCACGUAUUUCUUCGGCAUGGCGAGUUCAAUCUGGUGGGUGAUCCUGACGCUCACGUGGUUCCUGGCGGCAGGGCUGAAGUGGGGACACGAGGCCAUCGAAAUGCACAGUUCGUACUUCCACAUCGCAGCUUGGGCCAUUCCUGCCAUUAAGACCAUCGUCAUCCUCAUCAUGAGGCUGGUGGACGCUGAUGACCUCUCUGGGAUGUGUUACGUGGGCAAUCAGAACCUAGACGCGCUCACUGGUUUUGUAGUCGCGCCGCUGUUUACGUACUUGGUAAUCGGGACGCUGUUUAUUGCCGCCGGCUUGGUUGCGCUUUUCAAGAUCCGCUCGAAUUUGCAAAAGGACGGGACGAAGACGGACAAGCUAGAGCGGCUGAUGGUUAAAAUUGGUGUGUUUUCGGUGCUCUAUACAGUGUUGGCCACUUGCGUCAUUGCGUGUUACUUCUACGAAAUCUCCAAUUGGGCUGAUUUUCGCCAGUCGGCGAGGGAUUCGUACAUGGCGGCGGAGAUGCUACGGAUUUUUAUGUCUCUGCUGGUGGGAAUCACGUCGGGAAUGUGGGUUUGGUCCGCCAAAACGCUUCACACGUGGCAGCGAUGUUCCCAUCGACUCGUGCACAGUGGGCGAAACAAUCGCGUCAAACGGACAGCCAACGGCUGGGUCAAACCGGGCAAAGGCAACGAGACGGUUGUGUGACAAAGAGACAGAGGUAGCACUAUCGUUCGUUCACUUUACGUGAAAUGUUCUUAAGAUGAUCUUACACUGGACGUUCCUGGUGCAGCGGUUCCUCCGUGUAAAUAUGCACUACGUCAAACUCUCACUGAAGUGCCUUCGUGUUUGUGGAUGAGCUACUCCACCGAUUCUGGGAAACGUAGUUCUUUGCUCCUUUUGUCGUUUACCUCGCAACACGUCACAGCUGCAGGAACGCUUACGAGAUUUGUUAAUGCUACGUUCACUUUCUGUUGGAUAUGCGAAAUAUUAAAGCAGAAAGUGUCCAAUGGCAUGUCAGAAGUAUGUGUAGAGGUUGCUAACUAACUUUAACCGUUGACAUUUUCUUGUGAUUUAACGUCUCGCACGACGUCAAUAAAGCUCAAGCGAGUUUUUGUGAAAUGGUUUUUACAAGUCGGAAACUCAACUAAACGUGAACGCAUCAUAGCAGAGAUUUCCUUCACUAUUUAGAGAGUCUAUUUUUGAAAUGAAAACGCUAUGAUGGGACUUUUUGUUUUGGUUUAUUUGUGCUGUCCGACACACAUUCACUCUGGUGACAAUCACUGACCGUGCCGAUGAAUGUAUUGGCCGAUGAUAAACUCUUAAACUUUAAAUAAGUGCCUCAAAAACUCAAAUGCAGGUGGUACAGUCCUGGAUUUCAUGUAGGACUUCUGGAUCGAUUUUUGUACAUAAACUGAUGUUUGUAGGUGUAAUGUGUUAUUUUUAAUGUCUAAUGAAAUGCUAAUUUAUGUAAGAAACUGAACCAAAAUACAUUUAUUUAAGAAUGCUUUUGUAUCAAAUUAAAAAUUAAAAUAAAAAAAAAUCCAGAUUCCAUGUGCAUCUUUUGUUUAUAGAUGAAUAGUUCACUAUUAAAACUCUUUUUGUAGGUUUAGGACUUCACACACCUCGUGACCCUAGUAAAUCUUGACUAUGUGACUGGGAAUUAAAGGAUUGUUUUGGGCAUUAGUUAGCAAAUCUCUGUUCGCAGAAUUAGAGGCUCAACUCCUUUUAAGGUCGUUUUAAAAUUCCUCCUCCCUGAAUGAUUUGGACAAAGAUUUAUCCUCUGGUCCAACUUACCCCCUCGGGGUCACCACACCCGCCUCAGGGUUUCUUGUAUGACAAUGUCAGAUGGUUUUCUCUCUUUCAUGGGUGGUUAGUCUUGAAAUGCUUUAAUACGCUUAGUGAAACCAAUCAUAGAUAUACAUUAUCAAUACGGGAAUUAAAAAUGACCAUGUUUCAUGGCCCAAAACUGUUGCAUAGUCAAGUAAAUGAUCUGUUUAGAAUAAAUACCUGUUUUCAUCUAAUGAAAUGUUUCACAAAAGUCAGAUCAGUCAGCUUUUAAUAUAAUGUUGCUCCCUGCUGGUCAUGUGAAGCACUACAGAUAAACCCAUUAGAGAAAAACAGACUUUUGCAGUGACAUAAAAUGCAAAUUAUUUUAUUUUAUUUUAUUUUCAAAUCUUUAUUUAACAAACAGUAAUAAAG